Molecule: messenger RNA, 2034 nt
Organism: Colletotrichum chrysophilum
Lineage: Eukaryota; Fungi; Ascomycota; Sordariomycetes; Glomerellales; Glomerellaceae
Exons: 5
Coding region: 1-2034 (677 amino acids)
Biological process (GO): amine metabolic process
Molecular function (GO): quinone binding; copper ion binding; primary methylamine oxidase activity
Source: RefSeq, a predicted model, not a curated record
AUGGCAGCUAUUCCGCACCCCUUGUCGGCCCUGUCUCUGGAGGAGACCAAUAAGGCCCGAGACAUUGUGCUCGCUGCGCACCCCGGCUCCGUCCUCGAUUUCAGACAGAACUACCUGUGGGAACCACCAAAGGCUGAGGUCCUCAAGUUCCUGGACCUCGAGCACUCAGGCAAACUCACAGCAUCAUCACCGAGACCGGCGAGAUGCGCCCAGGUAUUCUACGAUGUCAUUGGUGGCGCGACCAAGGCCCAGUACUUCGAGUCCAUCGUGGACCUGGGUCUCAGGAAGAUUGUUGAUCAGAAGCUUAUCGGUUCCGAGCACCAAGCGAGUUUGACCAUCUACGAGUUCGAGGUCCUGGCUGAUGCCGUCCAGCGCUCCCCCUUAUUCAAGGAGAAGAUCGCUGAGCUCAAGCUGCCAGAGGGCUUCGAGGUCGUCGUCGAGCCGUGGCCCUACGGCGCCCCUGACGCCGCAGAUGGCGACAACCGUUUCUUCCAGGCUCUCAUUUUCGCCCGGGACACAAGAAGUGGAAACCCGGACUCCAACUUCUACGCCUACCCCCUGCCUUUGAUCCCUGUCAUGGAUGCGCACAAGAAGGAGAUCGUGCGCAUCGACGAGCUUGCUACUGGUGGUAAGGGCGAUGCCCUGUCCGGGAGGACACACGCCCCCACGAUCAUCGACCACUGCCAGGAGAGCGAGUACGUGCCUGAGCUACUGCCGAACGGCACGCGGAAGGAUCUCAAGCCCUUGACGGUGCAGCAGCCUGAGGGCCCCAGUUUCUCCAUCACCGAUGGCAACUUGAUUGAGUGGCAGAAGUGGCGCAUGCGCGUUACCUUCAACCCCCGUGAGGGUGCUGUCGUCCACGAUGUGCGAUACGAUGGCAGACCGGUCAUGUACCGUCUUAGCAUGAGUGAUAUGACUGUGCCCUACGCUGAUCCUCGCCCGCCGUUCCACCGCAAGCAGGCUUUCGACUUCGGUGAUGGUGGUUUGGGUAACGCUGUUAACAACCUGACUCUGGGCUGUGAUUGCUUGGGUGUCAUCAAGUACUUCGAUGGUGUUCUCAUCGACGGCAAGGGUGCGGCCGUCGAGUCCAAGAACGUCAUCUGCCUCCACGAGCAGGACAACGGCAUCAACUGGAAGCACACCAACUGGCGCACCGGCCGCGCCGUGGUCACUCGCCGCCGCGAGCUGGUCAUCCAGUUCAUCAUCACCCUCGCCAACUACGAGUACAUCUUCAACUUCAAGUUCGACCAGGCCGCCGGCAUCGUCGUCGAGGCCCGCGCCACCGGCAUCGUCUCCGUCGUCAACAUCGACCCCGGCAAGACCAGCCCGUGGGGCAACGUCGUCAGCCCCGGCGCCCUCGCGCAGAACCACCAGCACGUCUUCUGCGUGCGCAUCGACCCCUCCAUCGACGGCAACGAGAACACCGUCGUGCAGGAGGAGAGCCUGCCGCUGCGCAUGGACUCGCGGACGAACCCCAACGGCAACCUCUACGAGGUCAGGCAGACGCAGGUCACGACCUCGGCGGGCUUCGACGCGGCGCCGAUGAACAACCGCGUCUUCAAGAUCCAGAACCUCAGCAAGCCUAACCCUAUCACGGGCAAGCCUGUCGGCUACAAGAUCACGCCGCCGGCGACGCAGCUGCUGCUCGCCGACCCCAACAGUGUUCAGUCCAAGCGUGCGCUGUUUGCCCGCCACCACCUGUGGGUCACUAAGUACAAGGACCACGAGCUGUUCGCUGGCGGCCGCUACACCCUGCAGAGCAAGCUGGAGGUCGGCGGUGUCAAAGACGCCGCGGACAGGAACGAGGAUGUGCUGAACCAGGAUGUUGUCCUCUGGAGCGUCUUUGGUUUGACACACAACCCUCGUAUUGAGGACUGGCCCGUCAUGCCCGUUGAGAUGCUGCAAUUGCAUAUCACGCCGUCCGACUUCUUCACCGGAAACCCGGCUCUUGAUGUGCCUUCAGACAAGGACAUUGGAUCCAAGCUGACCUCUGGAUGCUGCGCCAAGGAGACGCCCAUCCGAAGCAACCUGUAG